AUGGAACAGCCCACACAGAUUUGGGUAUUGGGACUCGGAAUCACCUUGAUACUGCUGGCUUAUCUCUAUUAUAUCGCAAUAGUUUCAGUCGUCCACGUUGAACCAUACCCGCGACAACUCGAUGGCGCUUCAACAUCACACGUUCUUGCUCUUCGGGCGAUGAAACGUCUGUACCAUCGGCUACACCACCCCGAAGAGUUUGCCCACGUUAGACCGUUGGCACGUCAGUGCUUGGACUCGCUUCUCGCCCAGACGAAUCGUUUGGCCGGGCAGCAUUGGGACCAAAAUCGAUCCCACAAGGCAAACAGCAGCAUUUAUUGUCUUCGGGAGUUCUCAAGGAAAGACUUACAAAGUUUCUUGGAGGCAACAAACACCGAGAUCCAAGAUGAAUGGGAGAGAUAUAUCCACGCAAGGAAAGCAGGGCAUCCGCGAGAAUUAUUCCAGACCGCGGACGAGGCAGCUCGAUGGAUCGAACGGAUCAGCCCCGUAAAGCUCGUUGACGGAGCAUGGCUUGGUCAUCUUCGGCUCAACCACAUGCCCUUCUCACUCCACUCGGUCCUCAAAGACCUUUGGCAAAUUCUUUCGGAAGAGCUGGGUGAUGGAGAUUUGGCAAAGAACCAUGUCCACGUCUUCAAGGAAUUGCUCCGGAGCGUUAAUUCCAAGCUUUCCGACGCGGACCACGAAGAUUUCAUAUCUUCCAAACACUCAACGGACGAUUUGUCCAUUUGGAACUCUGCACUUGCACAACUUACCGUCUCCCUGUUCCCUGAAGAUUACAUUCCCGAGAUUCUCGGGUUUAAUCUUCAUUUCGAGCUUGUGACAUUGGAGACACUGAAAGCGACCAAAGAGCUGAAGGAAGUAGGUCUCGAUCCAUCCUACUUCUUGCUGCAUGUAUGUAUCGACAACACAGACUCUGGCCAUUCAGCCAUUGCUUUCCGAGCAGUCUGCAACUUCAUGGAACAUAUUCGAGAGACCGAAGGACUAGCGGCUGCUGGACGCUACUGGGAGCGUAUCCAGAACGGCUUUUGCUUGUCACAGUUCUCAACCAAGCUGGAUGUUCCCAUAGACACCUUCUCCCCCAACGAUCGGGAGGUAGGGAUAGUCAGCCUUCUGACCGGCAAAGUCCGGGCUUCCAGAAAGGUCCAUUGCAAUAGCCCUGCUCGCAUCAAAGGCCAAUUGAUCGGGAAAUGGCUGGAUCCUGAAAAGUGGGACUCUCCGAACUGGCGAGUUGAGUUCUUGGAGGCUUUUACCCACGCUGAACAGUGGAUAUGUCCAGGCGACAGCAGCCAUAGCGGAUUCAUUCAGCUCAUUUCGCCAGGGGGCAAGAUGUUUGGGUCAUUCACUUUGGACGAGCGAGAGGUUUUGAAAGAGUGGAUUGACAAAUUGUCGCCCGAUGAUGUUGCGAAGAGACAAUCCGUUCGGAAUGAGCCAGAAUGGCUGUGUUCCCAACGACGGCAUCCAGAAAUAGAUGUGGCGUUGUCGGAGAAGACAUGCUUGAACGACAGCAUUGUCUUUGAGAGGGUGAUCCCGCUUUGGUUUGCAGCGUGCUGCCUGCUGGAGGGAUUCGUGGCGAUUCCAAUAAAGGCCGCCGCCCAGCUCUCACUGAGCGUAUUGAAAGUCCUGCGAGUUCAGAAAGGAUUCUACGACGGCCUUGGACACGAUAUUUCCUCAACAAAUGCUGCGGCAGAGCGAGAGGCUUCCCAUGAUCUGGUCACUAUAGGGCUCACGAUGGUGAGACCUGCCGGAUUCAGUCCCGUGUCUUCUAUCGGCGAGGUUCUGGAGAUGUGGCCGCUGGAAUUCUCGUCAAAGAUGCUCGAGCUGUCGACAAGACCGGAAGAGAACAAAGCGAUUCUCAUUGGGAUGGCCAUGGCGUUUGCCGAGUUUCACGCUCAAUUGAGUUCUUCUGGACAUUUGAAUCGGGGUUGCAGCGAGGCUCUUCGGAUGAUUGUCGAAGGCGAGAUGCAUCAUUUGGGGAGUUGCUGGCAACUUUUGGCAGAAGAGGAAGGAUGUAAAUAUCAACUCGAGGCCGGCUAUGACAUGGCACGCACAGAGAUUCGCAGGGGCUUCAAGUAG
Messenger RNA from Fonsecaea nubica, 2073 nucleotides. RefSeq lists its product as hypothetical. The transcript has a single exon. Lineage: Eukaryota; Fungi; Ascomycota; Eurotiomycetes; Chaetothyriales; Herpotrichiellaceae. Bases 1 to 2073 code for a protein of 690 amino acids. The record is from RefSeq and is a predicted model, not a curated record.